Molecule: messenger RNA, 1686 nt
Organism: Bacillus rossius redtenbacheri
Lineage: Eukaryota; Metazoa; Arthropoda; Insecta; Phasmatodea; Bacillidae
Product: epidermal retinol dehydrogenase 2-like
Exons: 8
Coding region: 186-1295 (369 amino acids)
Cellular component (GO): lipid droplet
Molecular function (GO): oxidoreductase activity, acting on the CH-OH group of donors, NAD or NADP as acceptor
Source: RefSeq, a predicted model, not a curated record
GGACAGUCGUGUUCGAGACGGCGGCGCGGGCAGGUUUCUCCGCAGCGGACAGACGCCACCACUCCAAGAGAGAAAGAGAGAGAGAGAGGAGAGGGAGAGAGAGAUAGAGAGGCUCUUCCUGUAGGCCACGCCUCCCAAGAGGAAGCGAAAGUUGAGUUUCAGGGAGCUGCUGCUUUGGCUAAGUUAUGGGCUGCUUCGACUGGAUUGUACUCGUCUGGCAAGUUGUGACUGAAAUGUUAAUUACUUUCUGUCUUAUCAGCUGGGAGUCUAUAAGAUGGCUAGUGCCCAGAAGGCAGAAGUCUAUAGAGGGUCAAGUUGUACUGGUGACUGGUGCUGGCCACGGUAUAGGCAAAAACAUUGCCCUCCACAUGGGGAAGCUACAAGCGACAGUGGUGUGUUGGGACAAAGAUGAAACCAGCAAUUCAAGCACUGCGCAGGAAAUCAAUCAUUUGGGCGGCCGGGCUGUCGCGUACACAGUGGACGUGUCGGAGAGGGAGCAGGUGAUGGAAGCUGCGAGGCAGACAGAGAAGGUAGUCGGCCAUGUCGCCAUGCUGAUCAACAACGUGGGCGUGUACCCGGUCAAGCAAAUUCUCGACUGGAGCCACGCAGACCUCUCUGAACUCGUCCAAGUGAAUUUUUUCUCACAUUUUUGGACUCUUCAGGCGUUUCUCCCUGGAAUGAUCAGCCGGAACAAUGGCCACGUGGUUGCCAUAUCUUCGGCGGCGGCCAUUGCCCCAGUCGCCAGCGAAGUACCUUACUCCGCCUCUAAGGCUGCGGUCACAGCACUGAUGGAUGGAAUGCAACAGGAAGCAUAUUUCGACAGCAAGUGUAAAAUUAAGUUUACAACUGUUCAUCCGUACUACACAGCGACAAGAAAUGACCUGCCUGUGAAGUUUGAAAUCAGAUUUGACCGUUUGAGCCCUGGCUAUGUUUCUGCUGAGAUCGUUAAAGGGAUACUCCAAGAGCGAGAAAUGGUCAGCGUGCCACGUUUCAUGCUGUUUUGGAUUUAUUUCAUGAGGUGUCUGCCGCAGAAAGCGCGACACCGCUGGCGGGAGGUGUUCUACACACGCGUGCACCCGGAGCCAGAAAGCACCAAGCUCCUGGUCGAGAAGGAAGGGACUACAUUCGUGGGAGCAGCCCUGGAUGCGAACGCGAGCGUUGAGGGUUCGAGAGGUUACGUCAACGAGGCCAACACCAUCGAAGAGCUGGAGGACUGCCGCGGUGACCACAACUCGAUUCAAGGAAGCUUGGACGAUAGUCAGUCUCAGUCUCAGAUUGUGACCGUUAGGUUAUAGACAAACUCCACAGGACUUCCAUUUUUUUUUAUCCUUGAGUGGACAUUCAAGCUGUUUAUUGACAUAUUGCUGUAUCUUAUUCAGGGGCGCAACAACUAAGUUUCCAAAAGGGGGGGGCAAUAUACCUUUUUAUAAAGAAUCAUCGAUCCCCUCUAUUGAAGCAGGGGGUCCGGGGGUCCUCCCCCGGGAAAAUUUGUAUUUCAAGGUGGAAAAUGGUGCUAUUUAAGCAGUUUUAUUAUCUAAAAAUUGAUUACACAGCACUUUCUUUGCCCCCGUUUGCCCCCACUUCAAGGUUUCAGAGGGGGGGCAAAAUACCCUUGCCCCCCCCCCCCCCCUGUUGUUGUGCCCCUGAUCUUAUUAACAUUGGUUAUUAUAAAAAAUAGUUUAUAAA